AUGGCGCACCAAGAUCAAGCUGCGCUGUACUACUACAUUUGUAAUUACCCUGUCCUCUUGGCCACAAUCUUAUUACUAGUCCCUCUCCUCCUCCUCGUCAAGCUCAGGCCAGGCAACCACCGCCGGGGCAAAAACCCACCGCCGGGGCCAUGGCAGCUGCCGGUGAUUGGUAGCCUGCACAGCCUGGUUGGGGCCCUUCCACACUACCGGAUGCGGGAGCUGGCCCGACGGCAUGGCCCUCUGAUGCUGCUCCGUCUGGGUGAGAUCCACGUUGUGGUGGCCUCGUCGGCCAGCGCCGCGAGAGAAAUCCUGAAAACCCAUGAUGCCGUCUUCGCAACGCGGCCCCGGACUAGCACAACGAGCGCAAGCAUAAGCCAUGGCGUGGGCAUCGUGUUGGCGCCCAUGGGCGAGCACUUGCGCCAGGUUCGCAAGCUCUGCGUCAACGAGCUGCUUAGCACACGGAAGGUGCAGUCCUUCCACAAGAUCCGCGAGGAAGAGGCCCGGAAGCUCGUGGCGUCCCUGGCGUCCCAGUCCCUGCAGCCCGAGGCCGUGAACGUCAGCUCCCGCCUCGUCGCCUACUUCAACAACACGGUGGCGCGAGCCGUGUUGGGCGACGAGAUCACGGACCGGGACGCCUUCAUCGAGUGCCUUGACGAGGGCAUCAGGGUGGCCGCGGUGUUGAGCCUCAGCGACUUGUUCCCUUCAUCACGCCUCGCUCGCGCAUUCUGCGGUACCACGCGACGGCUGGAGGCGGCGUCCCGACGUAUGAGGCAUGUCACCAACGGCAUCAUCGAGGAGCAUCGCGCCAGGAGGGCAGUCGUCGGUGCUGGCAACGGAGACGAAAACAUUCUAGACGUGCUGCUAAGAAUCCAGACGGAAGACGCGACUCUCCACAUGGGAACCAUCCGCGCCAUGAUCACGGAUCUCUUCGUGGCCGGGAGCGAGACCCCGGCGACGAUGCUCAACUGGGCCAUGGCGGAGAUGAUGAGGAACCCAAAGGUGUUGGGCAGGGCGCAGGCAGAGGUGCGCGCAACCCUAGCAGGACAGAGCCACGUCCCGGAGAAGGCCCUACCAGAGCUACGCUACCUGCAACUGGUAAUUAAGGAGACGCUGCGGCUGCACAUGCCCGGGCCGCUGCUGAUGCCACGGGAGUGCCAGGAGCCUUGCCGCGUCCUGGGCUAUGACGUGCCCAAGGGCGCGAUGGUGCUGGUCAAUGCCUGGGCGAUCGCCCGGGACAACCAAAACUGGGGCUCCGACGCGGAGGAGUUUUGUCCCGAGAGGUUCCAGGAACCUGCUCAAGCCGCUCAUGUGGACUUCAGGGGGCAACACUUCCAGUUUUUGCCCUUCGGUGCCGGCCGGAGGAUCUGCCCAGGGAUGAACUUCAGCCUCCCUGCCAUGGAGCUGGCGCUGGCCAGCCUGCUCUUCCAUUUUGACUGGGAGCUCCCCAAGGGCACCCUUCCGGCUCAACUCGACAUGGCCGAGGUGUUUGGGAUGACGGCCAAGAGGAAGACCGAUUUGCUGCUGCAUGCCUAUCUUCGUGUGCCUCUUCCGGCCUCCUCCUAA
Molecule: messenger RNA, 1563 nt
Organism: Lolium rigidum
Lineage: Eukaryota; Viridiplantae; Streptophyta; Magnoliopsida; Poales; Poaceae
Product: desmethyl-deoxy-podophyllotoxin synthase-like
Exons: 2
Coding region: 1-1563 (520 amino acids)
Molecular function (GO): iron ion binding; oxidoreductase activity, acting on paired donors, with incorporation or reduction of molecular oxygen; monooxygenase activity
Source: RefSeq, a predicted model, not a curated record